This is a messenger RNA of Aegilops tauschii subsp. strangulata, 2677 nucleotides long. RefSeq names its product disease resistance protein RGA2-like. The record is from RefSeq and is a predicted model, not a curated record. NCBI's taxonomy places the organism in Eukaryota, Viridiplantae, Streptophyta, Magnoliopsida, Poales, Poaceae.
CUCGUCACAGUCAUAAGUCAUCCAUGGAGACUUUUAUAUUUCGUGAAGAUUCUCUGCAAGCCUUGGCAGAUGCCAGCCUAUAAAUUUGUCAAUAAGUAGACCAGUUGAUUACCUAAUUAAUUCCCGCCAUGGAGGUUGCCUUGUCUGCAGUUGCAGGUGAACUAGUGAGCCGUUUCAUCUCCUUCCUGCUAAACAAGUACCAUUCUAGCCGUCUACACUCGCAGGAGAAGGUGAUGGAGAGGUUGCAUCAUCUCCUGAUGAGAGUUUGCACCAUCGUCGAGGAGGCCGACACCCGGUACAUAAACAACUCCGGGAUGAUGAUGCAGCUCAAGAUGCUCUCACAGGCCAUGUACCGAGGAUACAGUGUGGUGGACAACUCGAAGUACCAAGCUCUCCAAGACGGUGCAAGCUCUGACGAGGUUAGCAGCAACGACUCAUCUACCUGGAGCUUGUAUUUAGCCAAGCGUUCUCGAACAACUAAUAAGGCCACGCACCUUGAGUUGCAUUGUGCCUUGGAAAGCUUGGAAAUUGUUGUUGCUAACAUGGCAGAAUUUGUUAUCCUUCUGGGUGGAUGCGAGCGCAUGUCUCGUAGGCCAUACGAUAUUUAUCUUUACAUAGACAACUUCAUGUUUGGCCGGCAUGCUGAAAAGCAAAAGCUCUUGAGCUUCUUGCUGCAUCUCGACCCUCUUGGUGAUGAUGCACUGGCAGUUCUUCCGCUCAUAGGUGGUGCAACAACUGGGAAGAAAACUUUGGUUGCUCAUGUGUGCGGCGAUGAAAGGGUUCGCGGGCGCUUCUCCUCUAUAUUGCACUUGAAAGGAGACAACCUUUUAAGAAUACUUGACCACGGAAGGACUAUGAAAGGGAUGAUGUUGAUCGUUAUUGAGUUUGUUUCUGAUGUAGAUGAUGAUGACUGGGAAAGGUUUCACUCAUUUCUCAUGCGAAUUGGAAGAGGAAGCAAGAUCAUCAUUGUAAGUAGAAUUAAAAGUUUAGCCCGGUUUGGAUCGGUGAAGCCGAUAUUCUUAAGUGCUCUAUCUCAUGAUGAGUUGAGGUACCUUUUCAAGAUAAUGGCAUUCGGAAGCGUAGACCCGACAGAACAUCCACGGCUCCUUCAGCUCGCAGAUGAAUUUGCCAAGGUGUUGCAUAGUAUGCAAUCUUCACUUGUCGAAAUAACUGUGUUUGCAGAUGCGUUAAGGAGGAGUCUGCAUGUUCAAUCUUGGUGUUGCAUAUUGGACAAGGGGAGAAGGUUCUUUAAAAGGAACCUCUCCAUGUAUGGUAUGCAGCCAAGAAUAGCGCUCCUAGAACAAGGCCAUCCAGUGGACAUAACGGAUGUUACUUCGCAUCCACACAGCAUGGCACCUUAUACAAUGAAUACUUCAGUCGAGAAACCGCCAAGUGUGACUGCUGCGGAACUUCUAACAGAUCCUAGUGUUAGACCAAAAGGAGACUUCAUUCUCAUUUUAUGGGAAUCAAGGAUACCCCCGCAUGAAUCAUUUGUUUAUUUCGUUACAAGUCGUGCUCAGGAUAAACAUCAAGGUAGCACCUUGGCAGGGAGGAAGCGACGAGGAGUGCCGGUCUAAUUUUGUUUCAGAACUCUUGUAAUGUAAAUCUUGUUGUAUUUUUUUAAUUCAGAAUAAACGGAUGUGUUCAUGUAUACCAGUGAAGUAAUAAAUUCACUAAUGAUUUCAGUUAACGUACCAUAAACUUGUACAUUUUAUCAGAUCCAGCAAUCCACCACCUGCUCUUUUUAGAUAGCGAACCAACGGCAUCAUCCAAUGUGACAGUACCGACUACCACUCCUUACUAUCACUAGCGAGUGAACUCUAAGUAAAGUGACUUACUAAUUAUAUGUUGUGCUGUUGCGUGGAUGUGGAAUGCACGAAAACUUGGAUCAGGUCAGAUUACAGUUGCAACUGCAGGAUAAGAUUGGAUUAAGAAGUCUGCUAGGCGCCGGCAUCCUUCCCAGGCUGAAAGCAGAAAAUUCUGAUAAAAUUUCAGAAACGGUCGGAACGAGCAUCUGAUGAUAAUGAUUUAAGUUUGAGGUGUAUAUGGUGUGGAUAUUUGCAGUAAUAUCAACAGCCUCCUGACCUGUCGGAACGAGCAUCCUAGCACUCGUCCAGAAGCCAAGAAACAGGGGGGGACAAAAACAAUUUCUUGUAGGAAGACAGCUGCUAGUUUGGAAUAGCAAACAAAACCAAGUUGUCGAUCGUCUAAAACUGACCAGAACCGAAGGGUGGAACCAGAAAAUACAGUACAGUCAGCUGUCUAGCUAGACCUUAAACAAGAAGGAAAUCAUAAGCUUUAUUUUUCUGAAGGAAACUGCUUGCUAUGUCGACUUGAAUAAUAAACACUUAAACAGUGAUGGCAAUGCGCUCUGUUACAGUAUGUCAGUUACAAUAUCCCAUAACACUAGCUGUAGCACAUUCAAGACCUGACAAUAUUGGAGGUCACUUCCGUGUGAAAUCCACGCGAAAAAACUAACAGAAAAAGCGUCUAAUAUGGGCUGUUACUAAAUUCAGUCCAAAGCCUGUUUCAGCACUGAAAAGAGGACCCGUUUGAGCCCACCAAAUUAUGAGUCUGGUUGCUAUACGGACCACUCCAUCUGAACGCAGCCAGCGUCCGGCUACGACACGACAGAGGCGGCGGACAAAGCAUAUCGACAGGUAAUGGCCAUUGACAA